Molecule: messenger RNA, 794 nt
Organism: Xenopus laevis (African clawed frog)
Lineage: Eukaryota; Metazoa; Chordata; Amphibia; Anura; Pipidae
Gene: rpain.S
Product: RPA interacting protein S homeolog
Biological process (GO): protein import into nucleus
Cellular component (GO): nucleus; PML body
Source: RefSeq, marked provisional
GCGAUGGAGGCUGAAAGGAGGCAUCGCGCCUUGUAUAAGGGAACUACUCCUCCUUGGAAGGAAACUUAUAGAAAGCGAUGUGUUGAACGACUGAAGCGUAACCGAUCCAAGCUCCUGGAUAAGUUUCGUCAGGUGGGGGAAAGGAUCCAUGGCGGGGUUGGUGGCUCUUUCCUUGUGCAGGAGGUGAUGGAGGAAGAAUGGAAGGCAAUGCAGUCUGAAAAUGGGAGCUUUCCAUCCAUGUGGAAGAAAGAGGCAUUUUCCCAGGCUUUAAACAUUAUGCGGGAUCCUGAUGAGUUGGCAACUCUUGAAGAAAUAAAACAAGAGCUUCUUUUGGAAGAAAAAGCAAUGAUUGAAGAAUUUGAGAAUAUCCUACAGUUUGAGGAACAGUGUUUAGACUCUGUAGUUGAGCUCAGCACAGGAGAUCAGAUAGUGUGUCCCGUGUGUAAUCGGAAUUACCUAACUGUAACAAGCUGCUUCAUAGUUUGCCAGUGUGGUGUAUACAUUAACACACAGUCUCAGGGGAUGAGCAUAGAAAAACUGCAUUCUCUACUGGAGUCCAGCCUAACUUCACAUGGAUACCAUUGCACCAAGCUUCCUGUAUUUUCUGUUGCCACUGAGCUAGGAGGGGCAGCCAGUCUCUUUAUGAGCUGUCAAGAGUGUGAUGCAAUGGUUGUCAUCCUAUAGCCUGGAAGGGAGGACCUCUUCUUGCUCAACUUGAUGUGUAAAGAGUUCGCAUUUAUUUAUAUUUUUAUACAUAAUCUCUAAAUGUUAAAUAAAGUAAAUACUUUUUGAAA